This is a messenger RNA of Argiope bruennichi, 3717 nucleotides long. It is a transcript of the gene Ns4, whose product is annotated as guanine nucleotide-binding protein-like 1. The record is from RefSeq and is a predicted model, not a curated record. Gene Ontology annotation, molecular function: GTP binding; GTPase activity. The transcript is spliced from 13 exons. Lineage: Eukaryota; Metazoa; Arthropoda; Arachnida; Araneae; Araneidae. The coding region runs from base 275 to 2080 and encodes 601 amino acids.
UCUGCAUAGUUAUCAAACCGCUAUUAUCUAGAUUAUUCCUUUUUUUUUGUGUGUGUGAGAAUAAUAAUUGUUUAUCCUAAGUCUUGAUUAAAGAAAAAUAGUUUUUCUGUGUUUAAAUCGAAAAAUUAUUAUUUCUGUAUUUUUAGAUAUUAAGAAAAAAAAAAUUCUUUCAAAGUUCGCUGUCAACUGUUAUUAAAAAAAGUGUACACAAUUAGUGUUGUAUUUUGCUUUUGUGAAAAUUACCUUGUUUGUAAUAUCCUAAGUAUAAUUAAAAAUGCCACAGGGAAAACGAAAAGUUCCUUUUAGUGCCAAACAGAAGAAGUUACAACUUCAGCAGAAGAGGGAAAGAAAGUUAGCUUCAAAGGAUCCUACAAUAGUUUCAAGCUUAAGUUCCCAGAGAAGCAGUUUAGAGGAUGUUGAUGUAAUCAAUGAACAACCAACCACUAGUGGAAAGCGUAAUCCAAACAGAUAUCGUCUUGUUUUCAAAAAAGAAAAGAAUGAAGAUGUUAAGCAAAGGCUACUUUUAGCUAAAGAACCAUUUGAUCCAGUACCAGAGGAGACAUUGGAAGUUUCGUAUGAAGAUGUGUUCACUGAAGGCUCCGAACUUGAUAUGCCAAAGCGCCCACCUUGGGACUUUUCCCUUUCUAAAGAAGAGUUGGAAAUGAGAGAGCAAAAAUAUUUUAGGGAAUACAUUGCUAAUUUAGAAGCAAAAUUUGGGGACGAAGAUUUAAGUCAUUUUGAAAUGAAUUUGGAAACAUGGCGCCAAUUAUGGAGAGUUGUUGAAUUUUCUGAUAUUGUUUUACAAGUUAUAGAUAUAAGAUAUCCUGUUUAUCACUUUUCUCCUGCCUUGUAUGAUUAUGUUAUUAAGGAUUUAAAGAAAAAUAUGAUUCUGGUCCUCAAUAAAGUUGACUUAGUUCCUGCUCCCUUGGUUUUGGCUUGGCAAGAAUAUUUCAAGAAACACUUUCCAAUGCUCAAGGUUAUGUGCUUUGCAUCAUAUGCUGGUAUGAUUCUGAAAGAAGGAAAAAGAGGUCGCAGAAUUGGGAAUUUACAUAUGGCUAUUACUGGUACUAAACAGCUCUUGCAUUUAUGCGAAGAUAUUGUUGGAGAACAAGUAAAUUUGUCCAGUUGGAAGGAGAAAAUCAGUGCCGAAGCAGCACAGAUCGGAUCAAGUGGAGAUACGUAUUUGGAUAGCGAAUCUGAAAUUGAUAGUGAGGAUGAGGGCAAACACAUCAAAGCUUCAGAAGUUCUCAGUGAGAAGAAUGAUACCAGUUAUUAUGAAGGGGAACGUUACAAAGACAGUAUUCUCACAAUUGGAUUUGUAGGCCAUCCAAAUGUUGGGAAGUCUUCCUUUUUAAAUGCUGUCUGUGGUAAAAAGGUUGUUAGUGUAUCCAGGACUCCUGGGCAUACAAAGCAUUUUCAGACGAUAAUGCUUACUAAAAAUGUGAGGCUGUGUGAUUGUCCAGGAUUAGUGUUUCCUUCCUUAGUUCCUAAACCUAUUCAAGUUCUUAUGGGUUGCUAUCCAAUUUCUCAGCUACGUGAACCCUAUUCUGCAAUCACAUAUUUAGGUCAAAGAGUUCAACUUCCCCAAGUUUUAAAAAUUAGACAUCCUGAAUUGGAGUAUUUUGAAUCUGCAGAAGAAGUAAAAUGGUCUGCUUAUGACAUCUGUGAAGCAUGGGCGAUUAAAAGAGGUUUCCGAACAGCCAGAACAGCUAGGCCUGAUGUUUAUCGAGCAGCUAAUAACAUUCUUAGAAUGGCAUUGGACGGUCGCACCAUAUGCUUAGCUUUUUAUCCACCAAAUUAUACAAAGGAAAAAGCUGCAUGGGCAGAACAUCCUGGUUUAGGGGAAAUCCUUGCAGUUCAAGCGUAUCGAAGAAAAAACUCAGAUGACAACCAAGACACAUUUAGCAUCUCUUCAGAAUUGAACUCUUUGAAAAUGAGCGAGGACAUCGAGGAUUACUGUGAUUCUGAAUCGGAGGACGAUGAUGAUUCCAGGAAUGAUGAAGCUGACAGUGAAGAUAGUGCCGGUGCUCCAACAUCUGGGAACAAGUUUGAUCUUCUUGGAGAGGAGGUCAAUUGCUAAAAAAAAAAUAAUAAUAAAUAAAUAUUUGAUUCCCUUUUACAACAAAAGAACAUAUCUAAUAAAAAAAAUUAUGUUUCCAUUUUGACUUUCACAAUUAUGUAGCUCAUUAAAAUUUAAAGAGAGAUAUAUAUUUACAAUAUUCUAUUUUAUUGUCAUUUAAUAAUUUACCACUUGCUUUGAAAGAGUAGAAAUGAUGCAUAUGAAACAAAGUUUUUGUAGGAAUUGAAUCAUAGAUGCUUAUUUAUUCAAUAUUUCUAGUCAGAUACAUGCAGUUAAUAGAUCUUCAGAUUUUUGCUCUUGAAAAAUAAAAUUUUAUGCAAGUAUAAAUUUACAUUUUUUUUUUAAAUUCUAAUAUAAAUUUGUACUUAAAAUUUUGUAAGUCUGUGUUUGUAAGUAUUAAAAAUUCAGUAAUACUUAUGGUAAAGGAAGAUUUGUAAUAUUACAGGAUUAUUUAUGACUUGCAGUUUUUUGCAUUCAUUAUAUUUGAGUUUUUAAUGCUUUGUUCAACAUGAAUUUCUUAUAUUAAGAAAUUUAUAAUUUACUGGAAAGGUAAAAAUGUUAUGGGAACUUGUGUACUUUGCAUUUAAUAAUUUCUCAGGAAUGUUUCAUUUUGUUAUGUGUUAAAUAGUAUAUGUUCAAAUGUAAUCAUUUUUCUGUAUAUGUAAUGUGCCUGCUAUGUUAUUCUAUUAAAAAUAAUAUAUUUUAUGAAUAAACAAUCAAAUAAUCAUAAAGUUAGACUAUUUACAUGAAAUAAAAUGUAAUGCUAUUCUCUUAACCAAAAGUGCUGUAAACUUCUAAAAUUAGUUUACAUAAAAAUAUAUUUAAUGCUUAUCUAUGUAAAGGUAUUUUUGGAUAUUAAUGAAUGUACAAUGAACAGAUAUAAAAUGCAGUUGAAAGUAAGACAAUCCACAUAUUGAUGGAAUUGGCUAUGACUUUUUUUCUUUUUAAACUUCUUUUUUUAAUCAUUUUUGUUUCUUUCUCCUACUGUUAUAUGUUUAGUAAACAAUGAUAUAUAAAUUAAAUAGUUAAAUUUUCAAAAACAUUUUAAUAAAUAUGAUGCAAUAUAUAUAUUUUGGAAAAAGUAUUGUGUGUUAAUAUUAUGCAAAAUUCUCUUGGGCUUUUUGUUCAGUUAAUUGAUGUUGUGCAUGACGAUUAAUUGAAAGGCUAAAUGAUUCCAUUAGUAAAAAUUCAGCUUUUUUUUAUUACCUUUUUUAACUCAUAAAAAUGAAUUAACGAUUUAAAAUAGAAUUAUGACAUUUCUUUUCACUUAAUUUUUGAUGUAUUGCUUAUACUUGUGUUUGCUAUUUAACAUGCAGCAAAUAAUAUUAUGUGCCUGAAAAUAGCAAUUUGUUAAACAAGGGUAUUCAGUGUUAUGAAUGUUAAAAGUUAACAAUUUUACGAUAUGAAUAUUUAUAUUAUUUUUGCUUCAUUUCAUAAUAUGAAUCAAGUUAGAUUGUUGUAAAAUGUAUGUAAGAAAAUUUACAAUAUAUAGUUGCUAACAUUAAUAGAAGAUAUUUUAGACUAUUUUGUUUAUCGAGAUUUACUUAAAUUCAUACAUUACUGUUUGUUCUUUAUCCCUAUUCUCUUGUUUGAAAUGAAAACUGUCGAAAACAAUGUUAUCUACACCUCUGUACAUU